GAAAAAAUGAUCAUAUUUCCCUCCGCCAUCCGUUGUGAAAGGCGGCUUUAAUGGAGACCCUCGCUAUCCUUCGCGCUCCCUCACUCCUCGUUUCCUCCCGCUCGCCUCUCGGACGCCAUUACCGCUCCGGUGGAAACCCUAUGUUUCGGGUUGCCUGCUCUCCAGUUAGAUCUCAAGCGAUUGAUACGCCGAAAUCCGAAUACAAGCCUGGUAUCUUUGAUGGUCUGCUUCUGAAGGUUUUUAGGAAGAAAAUGGUGGAGGAGGUUGGAUGGGAUUCUGAGAAGCCUGGAUAUGGUGGGCUGAUUGAAGUUGCAAAUCGUCUUAUGAUGAAGGGGAAAAGCAAUUUGGAGACUGAGCAAUCUGCGGUCCGCAUACUACAAUCAUUGUUUCCUCCAUUCUUACUCAUUCUUUUUAAGAUGUUCAUAGCACCUAUAGGUGGUGGCAGAAUAGCGUCCAUGAUGGUUGCAAGAGCAACUGCACUUUCUUGUCAGUGGCUGAUGGGCCCAUGCUCAGUCAAUUUAGUUGAUCUGCCUGAUGGGUCCUCUUGCACCAGUGGGGUGUUUGUAGACAGGUGCAAGUAUCUGGAAGAAAGUAAAUGCAUUGGAAUUUGUAUUAACACAUGUAAACUGCCAACACAGACUUUCUUCAAGGAAUGCAUGGGAGUCCCACUACAUAUGGAGCCAAACUUCAGUGACCAUAGCUGCCAGUUCAACUUUGGAAUUCUGCCUCCACCACCGGCCACUGACAAAGCCCUCCAAGAGCCUUGCCUGGCCAUAUGCCCGAAUGCCAGCCGUCGCAGAGACCUCGGCAGAAGUGGUGACAUUGACCUAUGCCCAAAGCUAUAAAAAAACAUUCAGAAACCUGUUAUUGUUUUCGUUAUUCACAUGUACCACCGUGAUUCUGUAAGCGUAAGAUUAUAACUGCAAGCCGAUUGCACCAUAAAUCACGAAAGAUGUGCGCAGAUCUUUUCAAAUCCGUCAUCAGGCCAUCACAUUGUCCUGUCAAUAAUGGAUAAGCUUUUCGGUUUAAACUUUAA
Molecule: messenger RNA, 1036 nt
Organism: Phoenix dactylifera (date palm)
Lineage: Eukaryota; Viridiplantae; Streptophyta; Magnoliopsida; Arecales; Arecaceae
Product: beta-carotene isomerase D27
Molecular function (GO): iron ion binding
Source: RefSeq, a predicted model, not a curated record